ACUACCAAAGUUUUACCAUUCUCUUAGUUUAGUUUUAGUUUAGAGAUACAGCACGGAAACAGGCCUUUCAGCCCAUGGAGUCCAUUAACACUUACUACAUACACUGGGGACAAUUUACAGCAGCCAAUUAACCUACAAAUCAGCAUGUCUUUGGAGUGUGGGAGGAAACCAAAGAGCUCAGAGAAAACCCACGCAGUUAUGGGGAGAACGGACAAACUCUGUACAGACAGCAUCGUAGAUGGGAUCAAACCCUGAUCUCUGACGCUGUACGCACUGUAAGGCAGCAACUCUACCACCGCACCACCUGUUGAAGUGCAUUGAGCCAAAGUCCAGUGCGCCAGCUUUUGUCUUCAGAAAUGGCUGUACAUGGAUUUCAAUUCAAAGGAUGGACAAAAAGUCAUGAUGCAGUUUUUUGGGACUUUGGUUAGACCAUGUAUAUUUUUGGUUACAUUACAAGAAGGAUGAGAAGGCUUUGGAAAGGGUGCAGAGGAGAUUUACCAGAAUGACGUCCAAAUUCUGGAGUACUAGCUAUAUGGAGAGGUUGGAUUGUUUUCUCUGGAACACUGGAUGUUACGGGGAGACCUAAUGGGUGUAUAAAAUUAUGAAUUGUAUAAAAUAUUAAAAUUAUUAAAUGGCUUCCCAAUCUUAAUUCUAGCAAGUUCAAUCACUUUAUAUUCCUUUGACUUUAACCUCUUCAUUUCUCUCCCUUGCUUCCACAACCAUUGGUAGCUUCAUUUGCAGUCGCAGGAUAAGAGCAAAGUACGCUUUUGAAUACAACAUCCAGCCAUCGAAUAGUGUUGUGUUAGGUGUGGUAUAUUUCAAUAAUCUAUGGAACAGCCGAAUAUCCCAUUCAAUGGCUGUUUUUUCUAACAGCACACCACUCUUGUCAAAGACAACUAUUCAGUGCGAUCCAGUGUGGAAUAUCGCAGUUUCUUCUGUCAGCAUUGAACCUUUCAUGUUUUCUGUUGAAUUUACUGAAUUAACGUGGACAAUAAAUUUGUUUCAAAGACAGAAAUAUUAAUGUGUAGGAAAGAACUGCAGAACAAAAGCUUUCUUCAGUUUGAAGUAGGGUCUCGACCCGAAACAUCGCCCAUUCCUUCUCUCCAGAGAUGCUACCACAUCCGCUGAGUUACUCCGGCAUUUUGUGUCUAACUUCGAUUAAAGCCAGCAUCUGCAGGUAUUACUUACGCAAAAGAGCUGCAGAUGCUGGUUUAAACCGAAGAUUGACACAAAAACUGGAAUAACUCAGCGGGUCAGACAGUAUAUCUGCAGAAAAGGAAUAGGUCAGAGUUUGAAGAAGGGUCUCGACCGACCCGCUGGGUUAAUCGAGUACUUUGUGUCUGGCUUUCUCUGAAAUGUGAUUGGUUUAUUGACAGAAAUAACAUUAGCUGGGAUCUGUGAGUGGUGCCAAAUGUAACAUUUGAUUUUAUAUAAUUAUUUAUUUACCACGGUACAUUCGUUAAGCUUCGCGUUGUGGCGUUGAGAUGACUCUGCACGGUAACAAUUCAUGAAUUUUUGCAACCGAAUUCAUUUUAUUGUCAAUUUAAUGCCGAACACAAGGUGGCGCGUUUUCUCUGCAGUUGCCUGAAGGCGAGAUUAUCACUUGUAGAAAUUGCCAGUUCUGAAAUAAAAUAAGUUUUUAACCAAAUUAUUGACAUAUCAUUACAAUUGUAUUAAACUUGGAAAGAUGCGGACAGUGAAAUGAAACAUACCUCAUACACCGACGAAGGAGGGCAAUUGUGUCCUCUUUUUAUGGAUUAAACAUGAGAUGGUUUCAGAAGCACAAGGACCAAAAUACCCCAAAGUUUGCUAUAAUUGGAUGGGCUGACAGUAUAGUUAAUCCUUGCACUGCCUCUGAAACUUAAUACAGCGACACUGCCCCAUUCUAGAGGGACUGAAAAUGACCAAGAGAUGAGAGAUUUACUAAAGGAAGAAAACUUUACAGUGAAUGGGCAACAGUCACUUUUUACAGAUUGGUACCAUUUAUGUGUGUAACUUAGUCUACCUCUGUGUAUGAAGUUAGAAUUCAAUCAGACGUGCGUCUCUUUGGAAAAGCGUGGUCGCUUGGAUCGUGAUGGGAGAAGUGUCACUUUACCAGAACUGAGUAGAAAUAUUUUAUUUGUUGCCUUUUGCUGAGUUUUUUUAUUCUCGUGGUCCAUAAAAAUUGAUGGUGGGACUUCUUUUCAAGAUAAACUUUGCUUCAGGCUAAACGUCCUAAUAUUGUUGACCAACAAAAAGGGAUGGUACUUCGAGCUAUGUCUCGAGCGAUAUAUGUCAUCGUAGUUCUGUCAUUAUGGUUUGGAGGGGAGACUACUGCAGAAAGAGCAGGCUGCAAGAACGUGCACUAUGACCUGGUCUUUCUGCUGGACACUUCCUAUAGCGUGGGGAAGGAGAAUUUUGAAAAGGUCAGGCAGUGGGUGGCCAAUUUGGUGGACAGUUUCGACAUCAGUCCAGAGAAAACCAGGGUAGGAGUUGUAAGCUACAGUGACAAGCCACACACUGAGUUCAACCUAGGUGCUUAUCACAACAUAGAGGACAUCAAGCAGGCUGCGGCAAGCAUCAGAUACCGACGUGGGAACACCAUAACUGGGGAGGCAAUUGGCUACAUUACCUUGAACAGCUUCUCACAGCGGCAAGGCGGAAGGCCAAAUAAUCCGAACAUCCAGAAAGUAGCGAUCCUCUUGACAGAUGGCAGAAGCCAGGAUGAAGUCUUGCCAAAUGCGACUUUGGCCCACUCUGCUGGUAUCAGACUCUUUGCAGUGGGUGUUGGUGAUGCCCUGAGGGAGGAACUGGAGGAGAUUGCUUCUGAACCCAAAUCUGCUCACAUGUUCCAUGUCACUGAUUUCAAUGCCAUAGACAAGAUUCGAGGAAUACUACGACAGAGACUGUGCCAAAAUGUUCUGUGUCCUAAUGUUAGACUGGACAGGAGUCAAUCCAAGAUACCAAAAAAAGCUUCCUCUAACAUCCCAGGUUUUGAUCUGAUGGAGCUGUUUCAUGUGAGGAGCAUUACUGAAAUGAAGAAUGGAGGAUAUGUUCGCCUAGGAACAGUACCCAUAGUUCAAAUGACAAAAGAUGUAUUUCCUCAAGGCCUGCCGGAUGAAUACGCCUUUGUUGCCACAUUCAAGUUCCGAAAAACUUCGAGAAGAGAAGACUGGUACAUUUGGCAAAUUAUCGACAAAUACGGAAUUCCACAGGUGUCCAUUCGUUUAGAUGGUGAGAACAAAGCUGUGGAAUAUAACGCAGUGGGUCUGAAGAAGGAUGCCGUGAGGACCGUUUUCAGAAACAGAGAAGUCAGUGGCUUGUUUGAUCGCAACUGGCACAAGAUGGCACUGAGCAUUCAGUCAGACAGUGUCUCCCUCUAUAUCGACUGUAUUCUGAUUGAAAUUCUGCCAAUGGAAGAACGGGAGAACAUUAAUAUCCAAGGAAAAACAGUCAUUGGCAAGCGUCUGUAUGACAGUGUUCCGAUUGAUUUUGACCUUGAACGAAUCGUAAUUUAUUGUGACGCUAAGGAUGCGGAGCUGGAGAAUUGCUGUGACCUUCCCAGUAACCCAUGCCAGAUUACACUUGCCACCCAAGACCCUUUUUUGGAGAUUUCAACAUCACCACAGCCUCCUGCCGAGGUGGACAGUUCAACUUCUGUCAAUUGUUCCUGUCAUAAGGCAGAAAAGGGUGAUCAAGGUAUCCCUGGUUUUCAAGGACCCAGCGGCCCUAAGGGUGAACCAGGCAAAAUGGGAGUAUAUGGUCCUAAAGGACAGAAAGGAGAACCAGCCAAAAUAAGCCAUACCUUGGUGCAGCAAGGUGAAAAGGGUGAUGCUGGUAUUAAAGGACAGGCAGGGCAACCAGGCGAGACGGGCGGAAAGGGAGACCAAGGUUAUCCUGGAGAACAGGGUUUUAAAGGCACAGCUGGAUCUCCUGGUAUAAGAGGUGAUAUAGGUCCUAAAGGAUCACAUGGAGAGAAGGGUGACCGUGGUUUUGAUGGAUUUCCUGGAAAACCUGGUCUUCCUGGAGAAAUGGGUGCAACUGGGUUUCCAGGGCUUUCUGGAUUUAAAGGAGCAAAAGGAGAUGCUGGACCUCCAGGCCUACCCGGGAGCAUGUCAGUGGAGACUGGUAGUUUAAAAGGAGAACAAGGUGACCCAGGGCCUCGGGGCUUUCCUGGUUUGUUAGGCCCUUCAGGGCCUAUGGGUCCUCCUGGACUGGAUGGCAUUCCUGGAAAACCAGGUCUACAAGGUCAAAGGGGAAGAAAGGGUGACCGAGGACUGCCUGGUCUACAAGGAAUUACUGGAGCCACAGGAAUUAAAGGAGAGGGUGGCAUUCCUGGAGCACCAGGUCAUCGUGGAGAUCAGGGGCUGCCAGGUGAAAUUGGAUUUCCAGGAAAACCAGGAUCAAUGGGAAAACCGGGACCACCUGGAAUAGAUGGGAAAAAUGGGUUUUCUGGACCUCAAGGGAUUAAGGGGCAAGAUGGAGAGCCAGGACAAGAUGGUUUACCAGGAAAGUCCGGUGAACAGGGAGAAUCAGGGAAUCCAGGUAUCUCGGGGCCCAGUGGGCAAAAGGGAGAAAUAGGCCUACCAGGAUUACAUGGCCUACCAGGCUCAAAGGGAUUAAAAGGAAACAAGGGUGAACUAGGAGAUCAAGGACCAACCGGGCCAAAAGCAGAGAAAGGUGAAAAGGGUUCUGUUGGAGCUCCUGGUUCUCCAGGCUUACCAGGGACGGCAACUGAUGGUUUUCCUGUACCUGGGUUACAGGGCCUGAAUGGAGAGAAAGGAGAGAAAGGAAAUCCUGGAGAACCAGGAGAGCCAGGUUCCCAUGGAAUACAAGGUGAAAGAGGACACCAAGGAGUUACAGGUUCAAAGGGUCAACAUGGUAAUCCUGGACCACCUGGGAUCAUUGGAGCUAAAGGAGAAAUGGGUAUUAUUGGAAGAUCAGGACCACCAGGCAUACAUGGGGUGCCAGGAAACGUGGGGAUCCCUGGAGUGGCCGGUCCUCCAGGCAAGGAUGGUCUCAGAGGUGAGAAGGGAGUACCUGGUAAUGAUGGAGAGCCAGGGAUGCCUGGAACUCCUGGUGAUCUUGGACCAGCUGGAAUCCCUGGAACACCAGGUGAAAGUAUAACUGGAAAAAAGGGGCAGCCUGGUACAUCUGGUUUGCCAGGACUUCAAGGAUUAAAGGGUGACCCAGGGGAUCCAGGAAUACCAGGGAUAGCAGGAGAAAGGGGACCUCCAGGUGAAGGAAUCCCUGGACCAUCAGGCCCUACUGGACCACAAGGUGAAUUAGGUCAUCCGGGUCCACGAGGCUCGCCUGGACUCAGAGGCUAUCUUGGUCCCCCAGGAAAUGAUGGAUUACCCGGUCCAAGAGGAGAACCAGGACCUCCAGGAGAACCUGCCUUAUUACCUCUUACUUCCAGGAGAGAGGUAGAAAACAUGGCUAAGGAGUUGUGUACCAGUUGUCCCGAAGGUCCAUCUGGAUUACCAGGAGUCCCUGGCAUCAAGGGAAGCAAGGGCUACGCAGGUCCUCCUGGGAAAGAUGGAAGCAAUGGACUAACAGGAGACCAAGGACCACCAGGGCCACCAGGGCCCCAAGGUCCAGAAGGAACAAUGGGUAGCAAAGGAGAACACGGAUCAUCUGGUUCAUCUGGUGAAAAGGGCGAACAGGGUAAUCCAGGGUUACCUGGCUACCCUGGACCCCCUGGUAAUCAAGGCCAAAAUGGAGCUGAUGGUAUUCCUGGCUCUCCUGGUGCAACAGGUCUACGAGGAGAUAAGGGAAAGGAAGGUGCUCCAGGAAAUCAAGGACCUCCAGGAUUGUUAGGACUGCCUGGACUCGCAGGAAAAGAUGGAAUAGCUGGAAAACCUGGACCUGCAGGAGAGCCGGGCAGACCAGGUAAUCCUGGACCUUCAGGCAGGAAUGGACUCCGAGGAAUCCCAGGGUUUAAAGGCCUUCGUGGUGCAGAUGGUUCAAUCGGUCCGAGAGGUGAAACAGGAAUGGUUGGACCGCCAGGUCUACCAGGUAAACCAGGAAACGAUGGUGAACAGGGACCUAUAGGACCUCAAGGUCCUCCUGGUUUAAGAGGUAAUCAGGGUAGAAAUGGUGCUCCUGGGCCCGAGGGAAAGCCUGGUGAACCUGGUCUGCCGGGACCUAAAGGUCCAAAAGGAUCAAAUGGAGAUCCAGGCUUUCCAGGGAUUUUGGGAUUACCAGGACCUCGUGGAAUUGCGGGAGAGAUAGGAGCUCCAGGCAAGACAGGAUCACCAGGCAAAGCUAGUGAUCCGGGGUCCAAAGGAGAACGGGGUGACCGGGGUUUUCAAGGUGAAAAAGGAAUCCAGGGAGAGAAAGGACGAGAUGGUGAUCCAGGCAUCCCAGGCAUAAAAGGACAUACUGGGAUAAUGGGUCCAUUGGGUCAUUCCGGAGAACGAGGUCCAGUUGGAUCACCAGGCCAACCAGGUUCACCUGGCUUACCUGGGGAAAAAGGUGAACCACCAUCAUCAGAACAAUUGAGAAGACUUAUAAGAGAAGAGCUGUCAAAACAACUUGAUGCACGGUUGUCCUAUCUCCUGUCUCAGUUUCAACCAACAUCGAUUAAAGCAGCACCUGGAAAGCCAGGGUCUCCUGGUCCACCAGGGAAUGAUGGAUUUCCGGGGAGACCUGGUGUUCCAGGAGAACCUGGCCUGCGUGGAGAACCUGGCCUAGAGGGAGCCAGAGGACCAGUAGGUCCAAAAGGUGAUAAAGGUACUAAAGGUGAACAUGGGGCAGCAGGCAUUGGACAGAGGGGUGAUCAUGGUCUGCCAGGUCCUCCAGGCAUUGCGGGAACACCUGGCUAUGGAAAAGAUGGAAUAUCUGGUACACCAGGCCCACAAGGCGAGCCCGGCAUACCUGGCAGUGCUGGUCCACAGGGACCCCCUGGGCAAAAUGGAAACUGUGAUUUUGCGCAGUGUGCUUACUAUGCAAGCAUGGCCAGUCGGUCAGCCAAUCAAAAAGGACCUUAAACCAAGAUCAGAAGCGUUUGGUAAAAUUGAAGGACUGAGGUUGUUGGCUUAAAACACAUUGAUAAUUAGCAACCUGAACAAAGAUCACUGCAAGCACACUAGCUGCUGGCCAGUUGUGUUUUCAGACUCUCAUUGGAGACUUGUACUGUGUCCCAACCAUUAAGCACACGUGUAGAUUCAUUCUGCAAAUCUGCACCAGCACUUGUGACUUAACUGUGUGGUUUUAAAGCUUAUUAACUAUGCAUAUUUUCAAGUUCUGCAGCUAUUUUCCACGAGACUUUCAUCUCAACUACACAACAUUCUGGUGUGACACCACAUGGUGCAAUUUACAAUCUCUGGCCCAUUCAGUUGUUGUGAUUGAUUUCAGUGUUAAAUAAAAGUAACACUAAA
Molecule: messenger RNA, 7361 nt
Organism: Leucoraja erinaceus (little skate)
Lineage: Eukaryota; Metazoa; Chordata; Chondrichthyes; Rajiformes; Rajidae
Gene: col22a1
Product: collagen, type XXII, alpha 1
Exons: 63
Coding region: 2241-6971 (1576 amino acids)
Cellular component (GO): basement membrane
Source: RefSeq, a predicted model, not a curated record